Messenger RNA from Serpula lacrymans var. lacrymans S7.9, 2530 nucleotides. RefSeq lists its product as uncharacterized. Bases 47 to 2335 code for a protein of 762 amino acids. Gene Ontology annotation, biological process: tricarboxylic acid cycle. The record is from RefSeq and is a predicted model, not a curated record. The transcript has 12 exons. NCBI's taxonomy places the organism in Eukaryota, Fungi, Basidiomycota, Agaricomycetes, Boletales, Serpulaceae. Gene Ontology annotation, cellular component: cytosol; mitochondrion. Gene Ontology annotation, molecular function: aconitate hydratase activity; 4 iron, 4 sulfur cluster binding.
AAAGACCCGCGAGGCCGUGCGGUCAUUGCAGCGGUUGGCCGCAGGGAUGGCUACCGCAGCACCCCGUAUUGGUGACACCAAAGUCGCCAUGUCUCUGCUUGAGAAGGACGCAUACAUCAACUACCAGCGCAUUGAGGACAAUCUCGUUGUUAUUCGUGAGAGGUUGCGUCGUCCUUUGACGCUUUCAGAAAAGAUUGUCUACGGGCAUUUGGACGACCCUCAACACCAGGACAUUGAGCGUGGAACUAGCUAUCUGAAGCUCCGACCUGACCGUGUUGCCUGCCAGGAUGCGACUGCACAGAUGGCUCUUCUUCAAUUCAUGUCCGCAGGAAUGGACACUGCAGCUGUUCCAACUACAGUUCACUGUGACCACUUGAUUGAGGCUCAGAUUGGUGGCGUAAAAGACUUGGCCCGUGCGAUUGAUAUCAAUAAGGAAGUCUAUGAUUUCUUGGCUACCGCCACAGCUAAGUAUGGUCUCGGUUUCUGGAAACCCGGUUCUGGUAUUAUCCAUCAAAUCAUUUUGGAGAACUAUGCAUUCCCUGGUGGUCUCAUGAUUGGUACUGAUUCGCACACCCCUAAUGCUGGUGGUUUGGGUAUGGUUGCUUGUGGUGUUGGUGGAGCUGAUGCUGUUGAUGUCAUGGCUGGAAUUCCUUGGGAAUUGAAGUGCCCUAAGGUCAUUGGUGUCAACCUCACUGGCAAGAUUGGUGGCUGGACAACUCCCAAGGAUGUCAUAUUGAAGGUAGCUGGUAUUCUUACGGUCAAGGGCGGAACUGGUGCUAUUGUCGAGUAUCAUGGGUCUGGUGUCGAGUCUCUCUCUUGCACUGGUAUGGCUACCAUCUGCAACAUGGGUGCUGAAAUUGGUGCAACGACUUCGCUCUUCCCAUUCAACCGUCGCAUGGUGGACUACCUCAAUGCAACCAAGCGCUCUGAAAUCGGUCAAUACGCUCAACGAUUUGCUCACAACUUGCAAGCUGAUAAGGGUUGCGAGUAUGAUGAGAACAUUGAAAUCAACUUGUCGGAACUUGAGCCCCAUAUCAACGGACCUUUCACUCCUGAUCUUGCUACUCCUAUCUCUAAGUUUGCUGAGGAGGUGAAGAAGAACAACUGGCCACAAGAACUCAAGGUUGCUUUGAUUGGAUCUUGCACAAACUCUUCGUACGAGGACAUGUCGCGCUCCGCUUCUAUCGCCAGUGAGGCUGCGAAGCACGGACUCGACGUGAAGAGCAAGUUUACUAUUACUCCAGGUUCCGAGCAAGUUCGUGCUACCAUCGAUCGUGACGGUCAAAUUGGUGCUUUCGAACAAGUCGGUGGACUCGUUCUCGCUAACGCAUGUGGCCCUUGCAUUGGUCAAUGGGAUAGACAGGACGUCAAGAAGGGCGAGGCAAACUCUAUUAUCACCUCCUACAACCGUAACUUCACUGGCCGUAACGAUGCUAACCCCGCUACACAUGCCUUCGUUGCAUCUCCCGACAUUGUUACUGCCUUUGCUUUUGCCGGCGAUCUCACUUUCAAUCCUUUGACUGACUCUCUCACCGGUUCUGACGGCAAACCUUUCAAGUUCUCCGACCCAACUGGCAAUGAACUCCCUCCUCGUGGUUAUGACCCCGGUCAAGACACCUUCCAGGCCCCUCCCGCCAACCGUGAGAGUGUCUCCGUCGCCGUUGACCCCAAGAGUGACCGUCUUCAGCUGUUGAGCCCCUUCCAACCAUGGGAUGGCAAGACUCCCGCCGACUUGCCUAUUUUGAUCAAGGUUAAGGGCAAAUGCACCACCGACCACAUCAGUGCCGGAGGACCAUGGCUCAAAUAUCGCGGACACCUCGAAAACAUCUCCCAGAACUGCCUGAUCGGCGCCAUUAACUCCGAGAACGGUGAGGCCAACAAGGUCAAGAACCAGAUUACUGGUGAAUACGGAGCCGUUCCCCAAACUGCCGCUUACUACCGUGAGAAGGGCAUCAAGUGGGUUGUCAUCGGAGACCACAACUAUGGUGAAGGUUCUUCCCGUGAGCACGCUGCUCUCGAGCCCCGUUUCCUCGGCGGUCUUGCCAUCAUCGUCCGUUCGUUUGCCCGUAUCCACGAGACCAACUUGAAGAAGCAGGGUAUGCUCGCCUUGACUUUCGCAAACCCCGAAGACUACGAGAAGUUGCAACCUACCGACAAGGUCGACAUCUUGGGCUUGGAGUCGUUCGCACCUGGCAAAAACCUUACUCUCUUGGCUAAGCACGCUGACGGUAGCAAGGAUGAAAUUCCUCUCGCCCACUCUUUCAACGAAGGUCAAAUCGAGUGGUUCAAGGCUGGAUCUGCUCUCAACUUGAUGGCAGCCAAGGCUAAGCAAUAAAUGUUUUGAUAGAUGGGUUCAUACAGGAUAAGAUGAGAGUUUGCUCUUCAUCGCUUUCUCAGUUAUAUUAUCGGAUGUUUUUCUCAUCUGUAUUUGUUUUGCCACUUUUGUGAUCAUGCUUCGAAUCUUUACAACAUCGAUGAUCCAUGUAAUGAACAGCGAAAAAUGAAAAGGCAUCUGAUGCUGCACACUCAA